Messenger RNA from Ilex paraguariensis (yerba mate), 232 nucleotides. NCBI's taxonomy places the organism in Eukaryota, Viridiplantae, Streptophyta, Magnoliopsida, Aquifoliales, Aquifoliaceae. The record is from the annotation of a GenBank genome assembly.
AUAAGCCCAGUAAGGUGAGAGUAGCAGGACGCCCCUCAAGUACGGCCCCUUCUGCAACUAAGCGACGUCCUCCUCUCUCCGUCCCCAGUCCUGUCUCAGCCCACCAUUCUUUCGCAGUCAAAAGUCUUAAUCCGGGCUCGGCUGUGUGCAACAGUAGCAUUUAUGGAAAUUGCAUUCCUACCAUCGGCCGCCGUUGUACUUACGAGAAGAGAUGUAAACGUGGACCGGCCCC